This is a messenger RNA of Bursaphelenchus xylophilus (pine wood nematode), 5690 nucleotides long. The record is from the annotation of a GenBank genome assembly. Lineage: Eukaryota; Metazoa; Nematoda; Chromadorea; Rhabditida; Aphelenchoididae.
AUGCGGUCGUUUGUUUUCGUCGUCUGCUUUCUUGGAUUUACAAAUGUCUACGUGCGUUCCGAUCAAGACAUUGAGGCACAGUUCCACGCGAUGGUCGCCCAUUUGCCGUAUCAUCGGUUAAUGGAUGUUAAUGAAACGUGGUGCUUGGAUAUUGCAGGGCGACCGGUGAGUUAUCUUAUGAGUUUAUCUAAGCAUGGCUGCAAACCGGGCCACCGGGCCCGGGUUUGGGAAAUUUGGAAAGCCCGGCCCGGUUCGGCCCGGAAAAUUUUAUACUAGGUUGGAAAGAAAGAAAGCGGGAAAUGAAAAGAAAAUUAUGGCAAAUUUUCGCAAAAUGUAAAGAAAAAUUUAGCAAAACCUAGGUACAUACGGUCACUUUACGUUCGCUAUUAGCAUUGUGUUCGAAAAAAUGAAAAAUCCUAUCGUAAAAGCUUAUUUUUUCCUUUUUUCCGGGCAAAACUCAAAUUUCAAAAAAACCGGGCCGGCCCGGGGCGGGCCGGGCCUGAAAAUCGAAGCCCGGAGCCGGGCCGAGAAAUUAGUCGGCCCGGCCCGGGCCGGAAAAUUUUGCAAAGCCCGGCCCGGAGCCAUGCCUAAGUUUAUCGGGAAAAUAGUGGCGGGUUGUCGUAGCGAAAUGUUUCGCCUAUAUAUAAUAGUUGAAAAAAAGGGGCAGUCUAAAUAUAAAUUUUCAAAAGUGCCCUUUUUCCCUUCAAAAAAAUCCGUCGCGCUUUUGAAAUCGGAGUUUUUCACUUGGAGAGGGAGGUAUUUUGCCACAUUUUUUGAUUCUUCCGGGAUGCCAAAUGGUACGUUUUUUGCUACUGGAUCAAAUCCCCCUUCUUAGGACAAUCUCGCUGCGCCGAUCGCGUAGCCGAAGUGAAAAAAAUUUGGUUUUCCGCGCGACAUGCGGACCUGAUCUAGUGGCAAAAAACGCACGAUUUUGCAUUCGGGAAGUAUCGAAAAUGUGACAAAAUGCUUCCCUCUCCAAGUGAAAAAACCUCGUUUUAAAAGCGCGCGCUCUUUUCCCUCUCAAAAAGAGCGGGCGCGCUUUUGAAAUCUGAGCUUUUUCGCUUGGAGAGGGAGGUAUCUUGCCACAUUUUUUGAUACUUCCGGGAUGCAAACUGGUACGUUUUUUGCCACUGGAUCAACUUCCCCUUUUUAGGACUGAUGCCUAAGCGGCAAAAUUACCAGUUCGAGGCUAUGUUCGGAGAAUUACUGAGUUCUAUCUGUCAUGAUUAUAGUCGUUCAUUAAAACGUAUUAGACUUUUUCUUGCGGCGCACAGUAGUCCCCAAAAAAUCGCCUGAAACAUAAAAAACUUUAAACUAAAACCUGGGCGCAAUUUGGAAAAAUCCUUUUUUUUGGAGAAUGGGCAGAAGUCUAGAACCUUACACCGCGCUCUAAGUGCUUUUGAUGACGUUGGGCACAAAUUUCAAUUAUUUGUUUUACGACGUAUAUGAAUCUCUUUGCUAAGCUCAAACAAACCUACAAAUUUCUUUCAGAUUCCACGUGAAAAUGGCUCAGUUUACUGCUACACUGGAGCCCUGAUUGUACUGAGCGAUGAUGCAUCGGUACGUGAAAAUAUCAUGUCAGUCUGUCGGGGAAAUAAUGUGGCUUAGGCGCAGCAAAAUGUCUCGUCGUAGCCGCAUAUCAAACCUGCAGUCCCCAACCGAUGAUGUUCGCGACGAACCCACAUUAUCUUCCCGACAGACUGACAGUUUUGAUGACAACUGCAUGUGGCCUUCCAUUUUUUUAUUUAGGAGGCUACGGUAUUCCAAUUGGACAAUGAAACUUUACCCGACAAGGUCAAGCAGGCUAUUCCAGACGAAGCAUUUGCAACCGGACUUGGCGAGUCCAUUAAAUAUUUGAAGAGUGUUAGUAGUAAUUCAACAACGGUAGGUGAGGAAUGCAAGAAUAAGUGUCUCCAGCUCCUUUCCGAGAGCCUCUACCAAAAUAAGGUGUAUGCUCUGCUCAGCUUGGAGCCGCCACUGGACAGACAACGGUUCCGAGGGAUGGUCAAACGCAGGGAAUACAACUACGAGCUCGUGAAGGCGGAAAACAUUUCGCUUUAUGCUAGAAUGGCGGUUGAAGGAGUGGCCAACAUCCAUAUAGUCGAGUCUAGUAAGUAAUUUGGAAAGGGCGUGUUCAAAUUACACCCUUCAAGAUGAGCACUGUCGAUCCAUAAAGCCUGUAGAAGUCACGCUCGUCGAGCCUUCGCCGAGCGUCCGCCAACAAUCCAACGGCAUUUCCAGGCUUCGCGGGCACUUCAUACAAGCUUUUUUGGCCUAUUCAGGUUACUGACUGUUAUGUUUCAGACUCCUCUGACCACCCGAUCUUCCAUGCCGUAUCAGAACGAGUUUUGAGACGUGAUUUUGGAGGCAAAGUAAGCGGCUCCAGGUCUGACCGAUAUUUUAGACGACCAGCAUUCGAUUCAUCGAAGAAAAACAUUCGGAGAUGGAAGCCAUGAAUCGAAAUUUUGGGAAAGAAUGUUUUGUGGAAGGCUGCUGGAUCAAAGGUCGAGAGGUGGGGGAAAUUUUCAUUUUUGACAUUGAUUUCCCAUUUGUCAGUCUGUCGGGAAAAUAAUGAGAACAAUGUCGUUGCGCCAAUCGCGUCGCUGAAGAUUAAAAAAAUUUGAUUUUGUCGCGACACAAUUCAUUUUUUCGGCAGCUAUGCGAGUUUUGGAUGCGACAGAGGGCUCAUUAUUUUCCCGACAGACCGAUUCUACGCUUUUUCGAGAGUGCGUAAACUUUUUUUUUCUCCCGCGUACACUGUGAAUUUUUUUUCUUUUUGCACUGCGCGCGAGUCAUCUUCAGCCGUUUUGCACUGUGAAAUCAUCUGUCGGGCCCGCAAAAUUCUCAGCGCACAGUGCGUUCUACCAUUUUUUGCACGGUGCGCGCUUUUCGCAUAUUUUGCACCGUGCAUUUUGACUCAUUGCGCGAAAUCGCUUCAGAAAUGUCGCAGCGACUCGGUUGAAAAUGAAAAUGACUUUUGUCGCGCGAUGUUGCGGUUGCACAGUGCAAAAUGACAAAUGCACGGACGGGGGUUUUUGGCGAUUUUGAACCAUUUUGCACUGUGCAAAAUUGCCUCGACUCUGCGACAAACACUUCAGCCACUUUUGAAAAAGCGGAGCCUGUCGGGAAAAUAAUGUGGAUUUGUCGUCGAAAUUUUUUUUGCCUUAAGGCAUAGCGAUGAUGGGUGAUUUCAAGUCGCGAGGAAUCCACAUUAUUUUCCCGACAGGCUGAUAUUGACCUGUCGGGAAAAUAAUGUGGAUUUGUCGCAGUAAAUUCCCAGCAGCCGCAAGCUGUCGAAAAGCGAUGAUGGGUGAUCCACAUUAUUUUCCCGACAAAUCCACAUUAUUUUCCUGACAGAUUUCUACUCAAAGAAAUCUCGAUUUCCUUCCGUUUCAGAAGUGCUGCCUGAUGGAGAACAACCCUUUGAAAGUCUUCCGCAGAUCCGUCGUUCAAAUUGUCGCGAACAACGACACAUGCUUCGAUUACAAUACCGCCCUCUUGAACGAAACGAUCCCACCCCCGAAUGGGACAGACCACUGUGUGUUCCGAUACAAUCCGGUGCUCGAGUUCAGCCCGAUGGAGGCGCGGAAUGUGCGGAAAGGCGAGUGCAAAAGCGCAACGAUACGUCAAGCCGAGGUGUUUGGAAUCAAGACUUAUGGCAGGGAGAUUACGUGUAAUUUCGAUUUGACGAAGCCGAUCGAGGAGAAUAGGAAAAAGGUAGUUGUUGGAGGAAAUUUUUGAGAUAAAUUUUGGGAUAUGAAAUUCUUGACCAAGAAACGCACAUAUUUUUGAUUGCAGCUACUCAGUCAACAGCGGAUUUGUAUGAACUCUACGGAGAAAAAAGGGAACGCCAUUGCCUGCGAAUAUCUUAUCGAGCGCUCCACCGCCUCCGGAAGCACAAAACUCACCGUAUUGGAGGGAAAGAACAUCUGGGCCGUGAUUCAGGAUGACUUCCGAGAGGUGAUCGUUCCAAAUCGGUGCUUCUUUUUGCGUGAGGAUCAGAAAAAGUGGGUAAAAUGGGUUGAGCCUGAACUCUCCCCCUUUUUGAAUACUCCCCCAUUUUAAAAAUUGAAAAAACGGGGUGUGACAUGUUAUACGAUGAAAAUUUUUUUCAACUUGAAAAAAUUGGGUGUGACAUAUUAUAAGAUGAAUUUUUUUUUCAAAUUGAAAAGAAUAAGGCGUGACAUGUUAUACGAUGAAAAUUUUUUUCAAAUUGAAAAAAAUUUGGUGUGACAUGUUAUACGAUGGAAAGUUUUUUUUCAAAUUGAGAAAAAUUGGGUAUGACAUGUUAUACGAUGAAAAUUUUUUUCAAAUUGAAAAAAAUUUGGUGUGACAUGUUAUACGAUGGAAAGUUUUUUUUCAAAUUGAGAAAAAUUGGGUAUGACAUGUUAUACGAUGAAAUUUUUUUUCAAAGAGAAAAAUUAGGUGUGACAUGUUAUUCGAUGGAAAGUUUUUUUUCAAAUUGAGAAAAAUGAGGUGUGUGAGAAAAAUGAGGUGUGACAUGUCAUACGAUGACGGUAAGAUGUCACACCUAAUUUUAUUCAAUUUGAAAAAAAAAAUUCAUCGUUUAACAUGUGACACCUCAUUUUUUUAAUUUUCAAAAUGAGGGGGAGUGUUCAAAAAGGGGGAGAGCUAUGCCGCAACGGGUAAAAUUACGCCUAACGCAAGCUAAGGCUCGGGCGCAGCUUGGAAAGGGAUUUUUUGGCGAAAAAUAAGGGUUCUUGAUUAAAAAAAAUAGUUUUUUUUAUUUUUUUCGUCUGGAAGAACAUCCGUUUCUCAACAUAAUUUUUUAUGUAAUUUUUCCCAGCUGCGCCCGAGCUUUCAAUAAGCUGUGAUUUUUGGUUAAUAAGAUGCAGAAAGUGCGUAGUUUUUUUUGUUAACUCUCUGACCUUGUCGUAUUUUCAGCGUCCAUUUAUUGAAAUGCACAUGCAUUGGCACCCAAGAAGACUGCUAUACGAACCCCACGGAAUUAUUGAAAGAAGAGAUCUUGGAAGGCGCCGAAAAGGAGAAUGAGAAGAAUCUGCUGACCUCAACGGCUAUUGUAAGCUAAAUUACGCUUUGCUUUGUAUUCACUAUGCUUUAGAUUCACUCCUCGUGUUUUCCGGGGCGAAAAAUUGACAGAAAAAAGGUGGUCGAUAUGUACGCCAGUGCCUAUUGCUAUUUUGUGCAGGAUGCGGACACUAUGGAGAUGGUGGAAGAAGGUGAGUUGUCAAGAAAAAAGAUUUAAGUUAUGGCUCGGGCGCAGCUUGGAAAAAUAUUUUUUUUAGCGCUAAUACCAAUUUCAAGUCCGAAAAUUCUCUGAAAAUUUUUUUCUUUUGUCGAGCCAGACGGGCCCAGGGCGCAGCUUGGGAAUAACAAAAAGAUUUAUUCCGAUAUUUACCAAGCUGCGCCCUACCAUUAGGCAAAAAAUUUUAAAAUUUUUUGAUUUUUUUUUUAUUUUUCAGCAAAAAAAUUCUUUUCUAUAUUUGCAGACGUCUUCACCACCAACAACUAUGACUCCGAGACGAAUCCCCAACUUUCCGCCUCCAAAAUCACCCCAGUCCACCUUGCAUUCGUCUGCAACCCCGAUAACUGGUCGAUGGAAGAGUGGCACGAAGGGUGCAAAUGCGUAACAGACCGUACGCCAAAUACGGAAAAAUCGCAUAAUAUUUGUUGCUGCUUCAGCUUUGCCUACCGUUCGUUUAGGAUAA